ACUUUCCCAUCCGGCAGGGAGGAUCAGGUCCCCAAACUCCGCAGCGGAACUACAACUCCCAGGACCGUAGCUACCCGGACUCCCGGAAGUCCAUGCCCCUCCGGGCGGAAGUAGCUGAGACCCAGCCAAGAGGCCGGGGGUUAAUUCAACUAGAAAAAGUGGGCGGGAAGGGCUGCUGGGCACCUGUCAAUCCGCCACCAUGAACGUGGUUUUUGCUGUGAAGCAGUACAUUUCGAAAAUGAUAGAGGACAGCGGGCCGGGUAUGAAAGUACUUCUCAUGGAUAAAGAGACGACUGGCAUAGUGAGUAUGGUAUACACACAAUCAGAGAUUCUUCAAAAGGAAGUGUACCUCUUUGAACGUAUUGAUUCUCAAAAUCGAGAGAUCAUGAAACACCUGAAGGCAAUUUGUUUUCUUCGACCUACGAAGGAGAAUGUGGAUUAUUUGAUUCAGGAGCUUCGAAGACCCAAAUACAGUAUAUAUUUUAUUUAUUUCAGUAAUGUGAUCAGCAAGAGUGAUGUGAAGUCAUUAGCUGAAGCUGAUGAACAGGAAGUUGUGGCCGAGGUUCAGGAAUUUUAUGGUGAUUACAUUGCUGUGAAUCCACAUUUGUUUUCCCUCAAUAUUUUGGGUUGCUGUCAGGGUCGAAAUUGGGAUCCAGCUCAACUAUCCAGAACAACUCAAGGACUGACAGCUCUCCUUUUAUCCCUGAAGAAGUGUCCUGUUAUUCGUUACCAGCUUUCAUCAGAGGCCGCAAAGACACUUGCAGAAUGUGUUAAACAAGUGAUAUCUAAAGAAUAUGAACUGUUUGAAUUCCGCCGGACAGAAGUUCCUCCAUUGCUGCUUAUUUUAGAUCGCUGUGAUGAUGCCAUCACCCCAUUGCUCAACCAGUGGACAUAUCAAGCCAUGGUCCAUGAACUACUGGGCAUAAAGAACAAUCGAAUUGAUCUUUCCAGAGUCCCGGGGAUCAGUAAAGACUUAAGAGAGGUCGUCCUGUCUGCUGAAAAUGAUGAGUUCUAUGCUAAUAAUAUGCACCUGAACUUUGCAGAGAUUGGUAGUAAUAUAAAGAAUCUCAUGGAAGACUUCCAAAAGAAGAAACCAAAAGAACAGCAAAAACUAGAAUCAAUAGCAGAUAUGAAGGCCUUUGUUGAGAAUUACCCACAGUUCAAGAAGAUGUCUGGGACUGUGUCGAAGCAUGUGACAGUGGUCGGAGAACUGUCUCGGUUGGUCAGUGAGCGGAAUCUACUGGAGGUUUCGGAGGUUGAGCAAGAACUGGCCUGUCAAAAUGACCAUUCGAGUGCUCUCCAGAAUGUAAAGAGGCUCCUGCAGAACCCUAAAGUGACAGAGUUUGAUGCUGCCCGCCUGGUAAUGCUUUAUGCUUUACAUUAUGAGCGACACAGCAGCAACAGCCUGCCAGGCCUCCUAGUGGACCUCAGGAAUAAAGGUGUUUCUGAGAAGUAUCGAAAGCUUGUGUCUGCAGUUGUUGAAUAUGGUGGCAAACGGGUUAGAGGAAGUGAUCUUUUCAGCCCCAAAGAUGCUGUGGCUAUAACCAAACAGUUCCUCAAAGGAUUGAAGGGAGUAGAAAAUGUAUAUACACAGCAUCAGCCUUUCCUGCAUGAGACCCUGGACCAUCUCAUCAAAGGGAAGCUUAAGGAAAGCCUCUAUCCUUAUGUAGGCCUCAGCACACUGAGAGACAGACCUCAGGAUAUCAUUGUGUUUGUAAUUGGAGGAGCCACCUAUGAAGAGGCUCUGACAGUUUAUAACCUGAACUGUUCCACUCCUGGAGUGAGAAUUGUCCUGGGAGGAACCACUGUGCACAACACAAAAAGUUUCCUCGAGGAAGUGCUGGCCUCGGGACUGCACAGCCGAAGCAAGGAGAGUUCGCAAGCCAUAUCGAGGUCAGCAAGUCGAAGAUGAGCGGGUGAUGGAGACUGGGAUCGUGGCCCUUCCUGGACCCUCCCCCCAGGCCUUCCCCAGUGACCACAGGGGCUGGACAGGGGCUUGUGCCUGUGGCUGUAACUCAUCUCCAGGCAGGCCGCUGGCUCCUGAACUGUUGGCACAGACCAUGGCUCCCAGAGAUGAGAUGAGCAUAAGUCUGAGCCAUUGCAACCCGCUCCUCUUGUAUUUUAUCAAGUAAAUAGUUAUUUCUUUGUGUUUCUGACAGCAUAGUCACUUCAGCUGCUGAUGGAUUCUGUGGGGAUCUUACUUGGGAAGGGGGUUAUCAGAGCCAAGAGGGGUCUAAAAAAGUAAUCAUGCCACUCUCCUCCGUGCCCUCUUCCCUGGAGCCCUUUCUUUCCAUUAACCACAUUCCUGCACAGUGUGUUCCUGAGAACUCACCUUGUUUCUUUAGAGAGCCAUCCAAAAAUUGUUUGUCCCUACACUGCAAUUUCUGUGGCACUAAGAAACCAUGUUAUGACUACAAUAAAAAUGCAUUCUGUGAAUA
Messenger RNA from Heterocephalus glaber (naked mole-rat), 2438 nucleotides. It is a transcript of the gene Vps45, whose product is annotated as vacuolar protein sorting 45 homolog. Gene Ontology annotation, biological process: vesicle-mediated transport. NCBI's taxonomy places the organism in Eukaryota, Metazoa, Chordata, Mammalia, Rodentia, Bathyergidae. The record is from RefSeq and is a predicted model, not a curated record.